Messenger RNA from Aegilops tauschii subsp. strangulata, 1630 nucleotides. RefSeq names its product protein PIN-LIKES 5-like. Gene Ontology annotation, cellular component: membrane. The record is from RefSeq and is a predicted model, not a curated record. Gene Ontology annotation, biological process: endoplasmic reticulum to cytosol auxin transport. Lineage: Eukaryota; Viridiplantae; Streptophyta; Magnoliopsida; Poales; Poaceae.
CGGUCGCGCCGCUGCAUGGGCAGCACAGCACAGCGGCUUGGGCUCUUCGGCCAGUUCUUCAAAGCCGUUCGCACCAGAUCGAUCUCCGAUCAGCUGCAACUCUCUCUCGCUCUCUCUCGUCGCCUCCUGCAGGACCAGAUGAGGUUCUGGUCUCUGCUGGCCGUGGCAUGGCUGCCCGUCCGGCAGGUCCUCCUCGCCGGCGGCCUCGGAGCCUGCCUCGCGUCCAGCCGCUUCGACGUCCUCACCUCCGAUGCUCGGAGGCACAUAAACAAGGUUGUUUACAUCGUGUUCGUCCCGUCGCUCGUCUUCUCGAGCUUGGCAGGCACCGUCACGCUUAAGGACAUCAUUUCCUGGUGGUUCAUGCCAGUGAACAUGGGCAUCAUAUUCCUCAUCGGAGCAGCUCUAGGGUGGCUGGCCGUCAAGGCCCUGAAGCCAGGAGCACAUCUUCAGGGGCUGAUCAUUGCUUGCAGCUCAGCAGGUAACUGGGGGACCAUUCCUCUGAUGAUUGUCCCGGCGAUUUGCAAUGAGGAGGACAGCCCCUUUGGUGAUGCCGACACCUGCAAAUCUCUCGGCCUCUCCUACGUCUCGCUGUCCAUGGCGCUAGGGAAUUUCUUUAUCUGGACUCAUAGCUACAGCGUCAUGAAGAGAUCUGCUCAGCUAUACAAGAAAUGCGGUGAUCCUUCAACUAACUUAACGAAAGAAGAAAACUCGGGAGAAGCCGAAAACGGCAAUCAUGCGGCUUUUCUUCCCCUGUCGUCUGGGGAAUUUCUUCAUGAGGAUGUAGAGAGCGACCCGGUCAGUUCUAGCAUCCCUUCCAACGGUGUUGCUGGUAGCUUCCUGCACUACUUAAGAAGAGCAAAGGAACUGCUGGUAGAGAUACUGAAUGAACUGUGGUCACCUCCCAGUGUUGCCGCGCUCGUAGGGUUUACCGUGGGCGCAAUCGACAAGCUGAGACCACUCGUUACCGAGGAAGACGGCCCUCUCCGAGUAGUCCAAGAUACUGCAAAGUUACUAGCAGAUGCUGCGAUACCAUGCACCGUCCUCAUACUCGGCGGAAACCUCACAAAAGGGAGAGGCAGGACGACGAUGAAGCCUCUUGUAGUCAUAUCGAUCACCGUGAUACGCUUCGUCAUCCUCCCGGCCUGCGGAAUUGGGGUGGUGAAGGCAGCCAGCGAGCUCGGGUUCCUUCCGAGAUCGCCCCUGUACCGCUACGUUCUCCUGCUGCAGUCCACGGUUCCCCCAGCCAUGAGCAUCGGGACGAUAGCCCAGCUGUUUGAUGUUGGGGAAGAGGAGUGCUCCAUCGUCUUCCUAUGGACGCACCUGGUUGCAGCCCUGGCUCUCACGCUCUGGUCGACGGUGUUCAUGUCACUCGUGUCCUGAGGAUCUCUUCAGCAAGAAAAUUUUGCAUCGGCACAUUUGCACAGUGUGUUUCAAGCAUUGUCAAGUGACAACCCAAAUAAGAGAUAUGCCCAGAGAUGAGCAACUCUGUGAAGAGCUACUCCAGGCUGAUUUGACAAUAUCAUAAAAUCACAUAUGUUUGUUGAAUUAAAGAAUGGACCCUAGUACAAUGUGGAAGCGGAAAAAGGGUGAAUGCGCUAAUGUUACAAUUCAAUUGUACAUUUGUUGUUCA